AUUCAGUUACAUGGGCCUGGUCCAGCUUCGAAUUUUCUGCCAAUCAUUAUUUUCUCCAAUAAGUUAAUUAUAUAUGCAAGAGGAGAGAGCUCCAACACCAUCGUCUCCGUCUUCCAUCACCCUCCUCUCGAAUUACGCCAAAUUAGUUUUGAUAGUUAAAUCAUAAUGGUUUCUGGGUUAAUCAACGAGAACCCAACUGUCUACGAGAGAAAAGAGCGUCGUGUCCGCACCGAUUCCACCAACACGGAUGAGUUUUCAGUUGAACCUAUCGACCAGCUCGAGAUUUUUGAUCAUAUAAGAGAUAUAAGAGAUCCAGAGCAUCCUUACUCUUUGGAACAACUCAAAGUUCUUACUGAAGACUCUGUUGAAGUUGAUGAUGGCAAGAGUUAUGUCAGGGUUACAUUCACACCAACGGUGGAACAUUGUAGCAUGGCAACCAUUAUCGGUCUUUCUGUCCGCGUUAAACUUAUGCGAAGCCUUCCUCCUCGCUACAAGAUUGAUAUAAGGGUAGCACCAGGUUCUCAUGCAACAGAGGCUGCACUCAAUAAACAACUAAACGACAAGGAGCGUGUGGCGGCUGCACUAGAGAAUCCAAACCUCGUGGAGAUGGUUGAUGAAUGUUUGUCUCCAUCAUUUGAUGAUGCUUGAUGUUUUCAUGGUACACUAUCAUAAUAUGUCUCUGCUUUAGUCUGCAAAGAUUUUGAUCCACUAGGACUUGCUUUCUGUUCAGUUUCUUGUUAGUUUUCAUCUUGUUAAAGACUGAGAAGUUAUCCAGAUAACGAGGUAUUGAUUGGAUCCUCUCUCAUUGUUCCA
This is a messenger RNA of Raphanus sativus (radish), 813 nucleotides long. RefSeq names its product protein AE7. The transcript has 6 exons. Gene Ontology annotation, biological process: iron-sulfur cluster assembly. The coding region runs from base 166 to 648 and encodes 160 amino acids. Lineage: Eukaryota; Viridiplantae; Streptophyta; Magnoliopsida; Brassicales; Brassicaceae. The record is from RefSeq and is a predicted model, not a curated record.